Messenger RNA from Olea europaea var. sylvestris, 1742 nucleotides. RefSeq names its product cytochrome P450 734A1. The record is from RefSeq and is a predicted model, not a curated record. The transcript is spliced from 4 exons. Lineage: Eukaryota; Viridiplantae; Streptophyta; Magnoliopsida; Lamiales; Oleaceae. Gene Ontology annotation, molecular function: heme binding; monooxygenase activity; iron ion binding. The coding region runs from base 84 to 1601 and encodes 505 amino acids.
UACUUUACAUUCAUUCACGCACAUACAGAUACUUACGUCUCUGUCAUUGUGAAGCGAACUUGCAAGCCGCUCCAACAUUGAAUAUGCAAAAUCUCCUCCUUACUUUUAUCUCGUUCCCAAUCCUUAUUUUCCUCACUGAUUUCAUCCACAAAAUCAUAUGGGUCCCCUUCAAAAUCCAAAACCACUUCAGAAAGCAAGGGAUUUAUGGCCCUACCUACCGUCCGAUCUUCGGCAACACGGCUGAGAUCCGAAGGCAUAUGAUUGCCAAAGCAGAGUCGAGCCCUCUCUCUCAAAUCACACACGAUAUAGUUCACAGGGUGAUCCCACAUCAUUACAACUGGUCGACGCUCUAUGGGAAGACUUUUCUGUUCUGGUUUGGGGCCAAGCCCAGAUUGGCUAUAGCGGAUCCGGAUCUGAUCAAAGAGAUUUUGAUUAAUUCUAAUGGCAAUUUUGGGAAAAUUCAAUUCAAUCCUUCUUCUAAGAUUCUUUUUGGUGAUGGGCUUGUUGUGCUGGAUGGGGACAAAUGGGCCGUCCAUAGGAAGAUCACUGGCCAGGCCUUUAACAUGGAAAGAGUAAAGGGUUGGAUCCCAGAAAUAGUAGCUAGUACAAAAAAGAUGAUGCACGGAUGGGAGCAAGAAACAAGCGAGAGGAGUGAAUUCGAGGUGGAUGUGCACAAAGAUCUUCAUGAGCUCUCUGCGGACAUCAUAUCCCGAACUGCUUUUGGUAGCAGUUUUGAGGAAGGGAGACGUAUUUUUGAAUUACAAGAACAGCAAGCUAAUCUUUUUUUGCAGGCACUCCGAAGUGUAUACAUCCCUGGAUUCAGGUUUUUGCCUACCAAGAAAAAUAAAAUGAGGUGGAAUUUAGAGAAGGAAACUCGAAAGUCAAUAAGAAAAAUUAUCGAGAAUAACAGCAAAAUUAGAGAAAACCCGCAGGCUCUACUUACAUUAUUAUUGUCUCCAUAUAAGUCAGAGAAUGGUAAAGAGGAAAGACUUAACGCAGAGGAAAUCAUAGAUGAAUGCAAAACAUUCUACUUUGCAGGAAAGGAAAUAACUGCAAAUCUAUUGAGUUGGGCGCUUCUUCUAUUAGCAAAUCAUCAAGAAUGGCAGAUUAGGGCACGGGAAGAAGUUUUCGGCACCUGCAGAGGUGGGGCGUUACCGACUGCAGAAAAUUUAACUGACCUGAAACUUAUUGGCAUGAUAAUCAAUGAGACUCUUCGACUCUACCCUACAGCAGUAGCGCUGACGAGACAAACAUCUAAGAAUGUUAAGUUGGGAAGCAUCGACAUUCCUGCUAAUACGCAGUUCUAUUUGGCCAUGACUGCUGUACAUCAUGACACGAAAAUUUGGGGAGACGAUGCAAAUGAAUUUAACCCUCUGCGAUUUGCUGGACCUCGAAAGCAUUUAGCAUCAUUUUUCCCGUUCAGUUUAGGCGCGAGAAUCUGCGUCGGUCAAAACUUAGCUAUUGUGGAAGCUAAAGUCGUUCUAGCCAUGAUCAUCCAACAGUAUACUUUUGUAAUUUCCCCAUCUUAUGUUCAUGCACCAAUCCAGUCUAUGACCCUGCAACCCCAGUAUGGUGUACAAAUUCUCUUUAGCAGGAUUUAAGAAAUUUGAUAAACAACUAGAUAUUGUGUUCUGCCAAUCUAGUUUGUUGAAAAUGGCUUAAUUUGUGGGUUCUUUUGUGAGAUUCGAUGAUGAACAUUACAAUAAAAUGUAUUUCCAAUUGUCCUUGUUGCAUUGAUUAUC